CUGACUGGAUCUUUGCUGGGCUGGGCAGCAAAGAGGUGAGGAAUCCAGGAAUCGCUGUGCCAGACCCUGCUGUGCAUCGGGGCUGCUCCCCUGCUGGGGCGGAAGUGAGGGGUAAGGGUUUUCUCUAAGAUCUCUGUCACCCAGCCUGCAGCUUGGUAGACCCAGGUAUUACCACCACUCUGUCUUUGAUCAGAUUCACCAGCCUACUGUAACACCUGCUUGAUGAGGCUAGACUCGGAGGAGAAAGAGGCUCUGGAUUACAUCGAAGCCUUUCUCACGAGCAAUGAACAGGACGAGGCCAAGAAACUCAAGUUCUUGGAUUCCAUCAGCACCCUCAGAAGCCUGCCUGCUUUUAUGAACAAAGCCCUGCUAGUGGAGAAGAUAAAGGAGCUGAUUGAUCACGAGUCCGUCGACUCCCUGACCGGCGUGAUGCGUCAGCAAGCUAUGCUCGCGAUCAUGAAGCUGAGCAAAAUGAAGCUACCGGUGCGGAUCCUGACACAACCCAGCCUGCUCGCCACCUGCUUCUCCAGCAUCUUCUCCCUGCCUCCAGCACACACCAUGGAGGAGGUGGAGGCUGCUCUCUACACCAAAACUUUGAAAACCAUGGAUGAGAUGCUGAAGGCCUUGGUGUGCGAGGAUCAGGAGCCCAACCUUCUGGUGCUGCAAAUCAUCUUGAAGGUCCUGCUCCCCUGGACCACAUCCAGGGAGGUACAUGAGCGGCUGAGGGCAGUGGGAAGGAUCAGGUGGCUGAUGGAAUUCAUGGGGUCUCAGUGCAAAUUCCAGGAAGUGGAGGAGUUCAGAGUCCUGGGCCAGCUGGUGGGGUGUCUCACUCUGUGCUGUGUGGAGCAGGAGCAGGAGAUCUGGCAAUCGGCUGUGGAGGGACUUCACCACCUCUUCUCCUUCAUGCAGCUGCUAAAAUCCAAAAUGCUGGUGAAGCACGGCGCAUGUCGGCAGAUCCUCAAGGACAGUCAAACUGAGAGCCUUCUGGGUCACCAACAUCAGCAAUAUCACAUCGAUUCACCAGCCUACUGCGCCUGCUUGAUGAGGCUAGACUCGGAGGAGAAAGAGGCUCUGGAUUACAUGAAGCCUUUCUCACGAGCAAUGAACAGGUACUAA
Messenger RNA from Mauremys reevesii (Reeves's turtle), 1116 nucleotides. RefSeq names its product maestro heat-like repeat family member 5. The record is from RefSeq and is a predicted model, not a curated record. The transcript is spliced from 9 exons. NCBI's taxonomy places the organism in Eukaryota, Metazoa, Chordata, Testudines, Geoemydidae. Bases 223 to 1116 code for a protein of 297 amino acids. Gene Ontology annotation, cellular component: cytoplasm.